AUGCCUUAUGCCGGCGAGGAUUUGGGCAUCUUGGCAAAGAAUAGUGGAGGCAACCUACCCAUUACACUUCAACAACUUCAAGACCUAGUCCGAGGCGUUCGAGAGCUUCGGAAGUACGAGCUUUUCCAGGGUGACAUAAGGCCGUGGAACACGCUCCUUCAGCCUUCAACAACGGCUUCCAAGCCGCGUCUAAUGCUCAUCGAUAUCGACAUGGAGCUCCCAGGAUAUCCUGGAGAUGCAAAGGCAUUAGGGAAACUACUGCAGUGGUGUCUCGAAAACUCGAUGGCAUUGAGUGAAGAUAAACAAGCUAAAGUGAAGCUUAUUAAUGCCGUGAAAGCGCUCUUAAGUGAAAAUUUCGACAUGGCUAUUGACUGCCUAUCUGCGACAGAGCAGUCUAUGCGACGAGGCCCCCCCUUCUACUGUAUCUAG
This is a messenger RNA of Metarhizium brunneum ARSEF 3297, 429 nucleotides long. The record is from RefSeq and is a predicted model, not a curated record. NCBI's taxonomy places the organism in Eukaryota, Fungi, Ascomycota, Sordariomycetes, Hypocreales, Clavicipitaceae.